AUGACAAGUAGCGGACUCCAAGCCAAGCUUCGUGCGCUUCCUGUUCUAGAAGGAGCAUCACACCCAAAGGCAGAGUUCGCUUCGUUCCCCGAAACCCCUCACCAAGCAUUUGAGGCAUGGCUCGACGAGGCCAUCUCAGCCAACAUCCCAGAGCCGCAUGCUGUCACGCUCUCGACAGUCGAUGAACAAGGCUUCCCCGAUGCCCGUGUUCUAAUCCUCAAGAACGUCGAUCACCGCGGCUGGCACUUCGCCAUCAAAGCCAACAGCCCCAAAGGCCGCCAGAUCUCAGCAAACAACAACGUCGCACUUACAUUCUACUGGCCCAAAAUCGGACGUCAGGUCCGUCUACGCGGUAAAGCAAACGCUCUGCCCAGAGGUGAGUGUGAGCAGGAUUGGACGGCUCGAUCGGCUAUGGCCAAGAUCACUGCCAAGGUGUCGAGGCAGAGCGAACCACUUAAUGACCCGCAUGGACUGGAAGCUAAGAUGGCGGAAGCCGUGAAAAGUCAUGAGAUUGAGGGACAAGAGCCAAGUUCUGGGGGUUGGGUGGUAUAUGCCGUGGCGCCGCAGACGGUUGAGUUCUGGCAGGCUUCUAGUGAUCGUCUGCAUCAGCGAUUGAACUACGUCUUCGAUCCGGCCCGAAACACCUGGAAGAAGGAAGCUCUUUGGCCAUAA
This is a messenger RNA of Fusarium odoratissimum NRRL 54006, 672 nucleotides long. RefSeq names its product pyridoxamine 5'-phosphate oxidase. Gene Ontology annotation, molecular function: pyridoxamine phosphate oxidase activity; FMN binding. Gene Ontology annotation, biological process: pyridoxine biosynthetic process. The record is from RefSeq and is a predicted model, not a curated record. The coding region runs from base 1 to 672 and encodes 223 amino acids. NCBI's taxonomy places the organism in Eukaryota, Fungi, Ascomycota, Sordariomycetes, Hypocreales, Nectriaceae. The transcript has a single exon.